CAUAAUAAUAGUUAUUGUGGGUGGCUCUAUAGCCUUAUUUUUGUCAACUUCAAAAUGGCGUUUGGCGCGCAUCACGAGACCGUGCGCAACACGCGCGCACAGACGGUACAUCAGCAAAAGUGUCCGAGAUUUUUUGACUAGGAGGUGCAACCAAGGUGCAGGUCUGAACAUGGCUCUCGAGGUCGGAGCCAGCACAGCAGGUUCCUUCGAUGGUAUGCACUGCGAGCUGGUGGACACACUCGCAACUAAGCCAGACGCGGUGACCUGGGGUCACAACUAUGGCAUCGUGGUCAACGAAAGGUGCAAGCGCUUCUACGAUGAAGGCAAGAGACACCUCUUCGCGAUCUUCAAAAUGAUCGUACUAGAGCUGUGGCGCGACCACAACCAGAAAGGGGUACUUCAUCACUGACGCUACCAUCAUGAAGCGCUUCAGACCGGGCUGGGUGUACGAUACUACCGACCAGGAGCCAGAGACGGCGGAUACAAUCCAUGAUCUUGUUUUCAGGCUGGAUGUUGAUCCAGACGAGCUGGAGAAACGGUCAGCGAGUUCAACGCUGCGUGCAAUGACAAACCGUUCGAUCUGAUGAAGCUCGAUGGGAAGGCGAAGACGGGGUUGAGUCCGAACAAGUCGAAUUGGGCGAAUCCGAUCGCGACAGCGCCCUUUUACGGGUGUCCUGUUACUUCGCACCCUACGUUCACAUAUGGCGGUAUGAAAGACAGAUGUGGAUGCGCGGGUGUUGAGUACCAACAACGUUCCCAUUCCAGGACUGUAUGCGGCGGUUGAAAUGACUGGGCUGUUC
Molecule: messenger RNA, 800 nt
Organism: Macroventuria anomochaeta
Lineage: Eukaryota; Fungi; Ascomycota; Dothideomycetes; Pleosporales; Didymellaceae
Exons: 1
Coding region: 170-409 (79 amino acids)
Source: RefSeq, a predicted model, not a curated record